Molecule: messenger RNA, 2084 nt
Organism: Ilyonectria robusta
Lineage: Eukaryota; Fungi; Ascomycota; Sordariomycetes; Hypocreales; Nectriaceae
Product: ferric reductase like transmembrane component-domain-containing protein
Exons: 1
Coding region: 143-2020 (625 amino acids)
Biological process (GO): intracellular iron ion homeostasis; iron ion transport; copper ion import
Cellular component (GO): plasma membrane
Molecular function (GO): ferric-chelate reductase activity
Source: RefSeq, a predicted model, not a curated record
CAACGUCUUAGGCCCCCCGAUUCUUCGUCGCCAGCGGCUAUUCACUCUUUUUCAACAACAAAUUUACGAUUGGCAUACAAAAGAAGCCACCCUUCCUUAACCACCAACUCUCACGUCAUUUUCCCACUUUAACACAUCAACUAUGGACGCCGCCAAAGAUUUCCUCCGGCGCCGGAUCGCCGGCCCAGACUCAGCCAUUCCGACCUCGACACUCUUCCAGCGCGCAAGUGCCGCUCAUGCAGAGACCGAAGCCUCUUCUACCAUCGCCCCUUACCACGACUCACUCAAUGGCGUCAACCAGCCCAUGAACCUGCUAUUUAAGGAUAUUCUGUGGUGGACCCUGGGCAUCGCUGCCAUGUUUGUUCUCGCGGUACGCAUCUUCGAGAUCAUGUGGGCAAGACUUCGCCAAGUGUCUGCCAUGUCCGUCGCCGGAGAGAAGCAAGGGUACUGGCGAAUUGCGCAGUGGAGCUGGAUGCCGGGCAUGAAGAAGCACCUCAUCUAUGCGCCGCUCUGGAACAAACGUCACAACCGAGAAUUCCGCCUAUCUUCGGCCAUCAGCAUCGGCACUCUCCCUUCGCGCCUCCACUCCAUCAUUCUCUUCAUCUACCUUGGCAGCAACUUUGCCUAUAUGUUCGUCCUGAACUGGCAAAACAAGAACCGCUACGAGUUUUGUGCAGAGCUGCGAGGUCGCUCGGGCACUCUGUCCCUGGUGAACAUGGUACCCUUGAUCAUCUUCGCUGGACGCAACAACCCUCUCAUCGGCCUCCUGAAGAUCAGCUUCGACACCUACAACCUCCUGCACCGAUGGAUGGGCCGUAUUGUGGUCCUAGAGGCUCUAAUCCACACCAUCGCAUGGGCCAUCGUUUGUGUGGCUGAUAUUGGUUGGAAGGGUGUCGGCAAUCAGAUCGUUCAGAAGCUCUUCAUCGGAUCUGGCAUGGUUGGUACUGUCGCUAUGGUGCUUCUCAUGCUGCUCUCCGUCUCGCCCCUUCGACACGCAUUCUACGAGACCUUCCUCAACGUCCAUAUCGUGCUGGCGUUUGUCUCCUUCAUCGCCACCUGGGUUCACUGCGCAUCCUCCGAGCUUGCUGGUGGUCUUCCUCAGCUCCCCUGGAUCAUGGCCAUCAUGGCCCUUUGGUUCGCUGACCGUUUCGCUCGCAUGUUCCGAAUCCUCUACGCCAACUGGUCUUCCGAUGGCUUCACUGAAGCCAUCUGUGAGCCCUUGCCCGGUGAGGUCACCCGCGUCACCCUCAACCUCCCCAAAUAUGUGGACAUCGAGCCCGGCACGCACGCAUACCUUCGCUUCUGGGGUAUCAACGCGUGGGAGAACCAUCCCUUCUCCAUCUGCUGGGUGAACCACACCUCCGAUAGCUCCUUACCUGUCCUCGAAAAGGAACCCCUUCACACUAUGGACAAAUCGACAAUGAAGACGUCAGUUGCUUUCCUCAUCGGCGCCCAAACCGGCAUGACUCGCAAGCUGUUCGAGCGUGCGUCCAACUCCCGCCGGCCUCUGCGUAUGAAGGCCGCCAUGGAAGGCCCGUACGCUGGUCACCACAGUCUUGACUCCUAUGGUCACACUGUCCUGUUUGCCGGUUCGACUGGAAUCACACAUCAGAUUUCCUACAUUCGCCACCUCCUGGAGGGAUACAAUGAAGGAACUGUUGCCACUCGCCGAAUCACGCUCGUCUGGAUCAUUCGCGAGUAUGAAUCGCUCGAAUGGGUCCGACCGUACAUGGACACCAUCCUUCGAAUCCCGAACCGCAAAGAUGUCCUUCGCAUUCAGAUCUUCAUCACUCGACCCCAGAACCCUCGUGACAUUGUUAGUGCCAGCACGACGGUGCGCAUGUUCCCUGGACGGCCAAAUGUCCCGCUUCUUCUCCAGAAGGAAGUGCAAGAGCAGAAGGGUGCCAUGUGCGUUACUGUCUGUGGCCCUGGCGCCCUGGCAGAUGACGUUCGAGGAGCGGUCCGAUCGGUGCAAGGAAACACAGUGGUAGACUUUGUGGAGGAGAGCUUUACGUGGUAACCGUUGCAUCAUAGCAAACGAUAGUCGGCUUUUUUGGGGGAACUUUUUUCGACAUGUAAAUAUU